AUGGCCCCUCCGAAGGAAUCACCAGCCAACUCCCCAAUUACCUCUAGAGUGAAUACACGAAGCCGGAAAGGAAAAGAGAAAGUUCCUACCUUAACAGAUCCUUUCGCUCGUUCUGGAGCACUACCACGAUCUCCUCCACAACUAGAAGAGCAAGAACCACCAUCCUUAUCCGACGAAGACCCUAAUGAUUCCGAAUUACCAGGACCACAUCCCUUACCUCAAUAUUCUGCUACGGAAGCUUCCCAGCCCAUCCCCUCAGAUGCCUCAAUGCAACUCGAGCUACGCAAUCAGAUAUUGGAGCUCCAAAACGAAUUACGUCGACGAGAUGAAGCGGACCGAUUACGAAUAGCAAAAGGACCAUUUCCACCAAUCGUUCCUCCCGAAGAAACAGGACCACGCGCUAGGAAACACAGCCCCUUCCACCCCACUCCCGCGAGUGCAGGGCACGACCCGGAUUACCCCGAGAACCAGGCCCUUCCCUCAAUUGAAAAAACGCCUGCACCCGAUCCCCGCCGCCCCAUAUCAAUUCCCUUGUUAUCAAAACGGAAAGUUGAUUUCUCCGGUGGUCCAGGAAGAGAGACCCCCCAGGUUCAAGCUGUACGACAACAAUCAUUGCUAAAUCCCCCUGCCUCAUAUUAUCCAGAGAGACGCAUUCCCAAUCUUUCAUCUAAACUCUCGGAUGGGAAGGCUCCUAAUAUCCGUAUACGUGCUUGGGAGAAGAUGAUCCUAGGCCACCUUCUCGAUUACCACCAUGAUUUCCGAUCAGAGAACGCACGCCGUACAUGGGUAUUCAAUCAGACCGAAGAUCGAGCCAUGACCCUGCUCGAAGGUAUUUACUUGGAUGAUGAUUACGAUGCAUAUGCACUAGUGGAUCAUGUCGUCGCUAUCCUUACAGACCCAGCUGAGGUUGCUACCGCCAAUAUUGAAUACAACGCUUUGCGUAUGUCUUCAAAAGAACACUUUUGGGAGUUCUAUAGUAGAUUUCGAGAUGUUGCUACUCGUGCCGCCAUUACUGACGAUGAACGAUUGAAGAACGAUCUCUUUGAUAAGACCCAAUAUCGUUUAGUACACGACAACAAACAAGAAUUCCAUCAAGCACGCACAGUCGGAGAAUAUGCUAGAGCCCUGCAGAACUCUGAUAUCGCACAACAACGACUUGAUGCCCGGCCCAAUUAUCAGAGGGCCAAAGCCCCAACUCUUGGCACUCGGAACCCUGGAACCACACUCCGCUCCGAUCAACAACAAUCCAGAACCUCCGGAUUUGUCCGUUCGCCUCCUGCUUCAUCGGCCGCCCGAGGAAAUAUCCCUCCGAAUGCUGUCCUGCCUAAGCACGGCACAUUCAACACCCCUAAUAUCCAAUCCAAUCGACAACCUUCUGCCUCUCGCGAGACCAAUGUAGUAAGCUUCAACGAAGUCGAUGAGGUCGCCCUUCUCGAUGCCCAUGAGGACUAUAGACUCGAUUUACGCACCCUUCUUGGAGGUCCCCAUAUCACAGUACCUAUCAUGUUGGUACGUGAUGGGAUCGCAGUAAAAUUCGAUGCCCUGAUCGAUUCUGGAGCAAAUGGUUAUGCUUUCAUGGAUCCAGCUACGGUUAAACAUCUGGACCUCCUCUCAAAAGCAAAAACGCGCAAGCUUCCCAAACCUCUAUCUGUUAAAGGAUACGAUGGCACUAUUGGGAAAUAUGAUAUUUCUUUUGUUAGUUAUUUUGAUUUACAUAUAGACAAGCGUAUACAACGCAAAACCCCUUUUUUGAUACUUCCACUUGGAAGUCAUCGUAUUAUUCUCGGACGCCAAUGGUUAGCUUACCAUGACAUCUGGUUGAACUGUCGCCGACGACAAUUCAGGUGGCCUGAAAGCACCCCCCCUUCAGUUUCUUUUUCGCGAUAUAUCACUAUUCCUCGAAACUCUCUCCCUAUCCAGAAAACUAUCAAUCGUUAUCACCAAUACGAUGCCGAUCGAAGGGAUCGGAAGUUUGGAAAGGAUAUCGCAGCUCCAAAGAUCAAUUUGGUUGAAUCUUUCGACCAAAUCGACCAAAUCGAACAAUCCGAUCCAAUUGAACCCACUCCAUUGAUUGAUCCCCAGCUGAGCCAACCAGAUCACAAUGAUACCAUUGCUUUAGAAACAUUGGCCCCAACCAUUUCAUCAAAGCGAGGGAAUACCCACGAGAAGUCUUUAAAUAGAGAUAUUGUUCGAAUGAAUAAACUGUUGAAAAGCCCUGAGACUCCGCCUAAGCCCACUCAACCUUAUCCUCGGAAACCACGUUUAACUUACCCUAUUUCAUCAUGGGAUACCCCUUCAAUAUUGGAUAUCGCUGCAAUCGAUGCACAUAUCUUUAAUCGAUAUCUUUUAAAAUCUACAGAAAAGGAUCAGUUAUUUACAUGUACCUAUCAUGAGGUUGAGACCCUCCUCGAUCAACGCUAUGAGGAACAAGAUCGCCAUAAUGAACUUGCUACCUUUGAACAAGCCCUUAAACGCUCUUCCAAAGAACGUAGCACGAAAGCCUUAGCCCUCCUAGCUAUGUUAGAACCCGAUGAACCUCCGCUUCCUGAUAAAUAUCACGAAUUCGAAGAUGUUUUCAGCAAACAAGAGUCGGAUAUCCUACCACCUCAUCGCUCUUACGAUCAUUCGAUCAAAUUGGAAGAUAGAGCUGAGGAAUCUUUAACCUAUUCUCCACUAUACAAAAUGUCUAUUGAGGAAUUAGAGGUUGUCAAAAGAUAUCUGACCGAUAAUCUGUCUAAAGGAUUCAUCGAGCCAAGCCAAGCUCCCUUCGCUGCUCCUGUCCUCUUCGUUAAGAAAUCUAAUGGAAGUUUAAGAUUUUGUAUCGACUACCGCAAGCUCAAUGCUCUCACUCGCAAGGAUCGUUAUCCUCUCCCUUUGAUCGACGAGACCCUGGCGCGCCUCCAAGGUGCCAAAAUUUACACCAAGCUUGAUAUUCGCCAAGCUUUCCACCGCAUCCGUAUGGAUCCAGCAUCGGAAGAGUAUACUACCUUUCGUACUCGAUACGGAGCAUACAAAUGCAAAGUUCUACCAUUUGGUCUUACCAAUGGUCCUGCCACCUACCAACGCUAUAUGAAUGAUAUUCUUUUCGAUUACCUCGAUGAUUUCUGUACAGCAUAUCUCGACGAUAUUCUCAUCUAUUCUGAGGAUCCCUCGGAACAUGAUACUCAUGUCCGUAAGGUUCUGCAACGACUUCGAGAUGCUGGCCUUCAGGCAGACCUCAAGAAAUCCGAAUUCGAUGUCACCAAGACUAAGUACUUGGGGUUCAUCAUCUCUACUACCGGUAUUGAAGUUGAUCCUGAUAAGGUUGCUAUCGUGAAGGAAUGGCAAUACCCUUCCACUCUGAAAGGUGUACAAUCCUUCUUAGGAUUCUGCAAUUUCUAUCGAAGAUUCAUUCCUAGCUAUGGAGUGAUAGCUUCACCCUUGACCCAUCUAACCAAGACAAAUGUCCCUUUUUCUUUCAAUCAGGAAUGCAAAGAAGCCUUCAAUACUUUACGAGGUCUCCUCACCACUGCUCCCAUACUCCGACAUUACGAUUACAAGCUUGAAAGCAUGCUCGAAACCGAUGCUUCCGAUGGAGUAAUCGCCGCUGUUCUAUCACAAAAGCAUGAUGAUCACUGGUUCCCCGUAGCCUAUUUCUCGAAGACCAUGCUUCCUGCAGAACUUAAUUAUCCUGUCCAUGAUAAAGAACUUACCGCUAUCGCAAAGUCUUUUGGUCAUUGGAGAGCCGAACUCAUAGGAUCCCCUUUUCAGGUAAAGGUCUAUACUGAUCAUAAAGCUUUGGAGUACUUUAUGACCUCCAAACAAUUGAAUAGCCGACAAGCUCGUGUUGCCGAACUCCUUGCCGACUUCAAUUUCCUCAUCAUGUAUCGCCCUGGCAAAGAAAACCCUCUGGCUGAUGCGCUCUCCCGCCGUGAGGAUGAUAUCCAAGCCACCAAUCACCAAAAGAAGGAACAACGCGCUCAACAGUUGUUUAGACCUGAUCAACUAGAUCCCAACAUCCUCCGCCAGGCAAAGGAAGCUCCUAUUCUGGCACCUCUCGAACGAGCCAAGCCAUUCUUCACAGUAAUCGACAGAAUCUUAGAAGCUAACCGCAAUUCAACUAGCCUCACCGCUAUGCGCAGAGAAGCUAUUCGUGCCUCUGAGGAUCCCAAUCGAAGAUCCCCACUCACUAUUGAGAAUGGUUUACUCCUUCAUAAGGGAAGAGUAGUUAUCCCCUCUACUGACAAUCUACACACCUAUCUCAUCCGCGAAGUCCAUGCUCAACCUACCACUGCCCACCCAAAUGCUGAGAAAACCUCAUUACUCAUUUCCGAGCAUUAUUAUUGGAAAGGAUUUCGAGACGAUGUUGCUAGAUACGUCAGGAAUUGUGAUCUAUGCCGACGUUCCAAAGUCCCGCGGGAUAAAAAGCCUGGACUCUUGAAGCCCCUUAGUAUUCCUCAACGCCCUUGGGAACAUAUCACAAUGGACUUCUGUAGCUUCAAUAAAGACAAGUAUGGGUAUGACAAUAUUCUGGUUGUUAUCGAUAGGCUCAGCAAGCAAGCUAUCUCUAUUCCUUGUACUAAGGAGUGCUCAGAGAAAGAAUUCGCCGAGCUAUUCAUAUAUCAUGUUUAUCGUUACUACGGUCCUCCUUCCUCAAUCUUAUCCGACAGAGGUACCCAAUUCGUCAGUCAAUUCUGGCACGAGCUCUCCUCUAUCUUGAAAAUCAAGCUAGUACAUUCUUCUACUGACCAUCCCGCUACUGAUGGGCAAACGGAGAUCUACAAUCAAUACUUGCAACGACGUCUUCGCCCAUUCGUGAAUUAUUAUCAAGAUAACUGGUCAAAGUUGCUCCCAUUGAUGGAUUACGCUCAGCUCACUCUGCCUCAUGAUACCCUCAGCAAGAUGACCCCCUUUGAAGUGCUCUAUGGAUACAAGCCUCGCAUCGAUUGGGAUUGGAAAGAACAUAAUUCCAAUCCUACAGACAAAAUUAACGUUGAACAAGCCCACGAAUUCGCUACGCGUGCCCAUAAUGCUUGGGAUUUCGCCCGACAGCAAAUUCAGCGCGCUCAAGAUCGGAUGGCUAAACAGCACAAUAAACACCGCCGUACUCCCGACUUUAGGGUAGGAGAUACAGUGUGGUUGGACUCCCGAUAUUACAAGACCCAGCGCCCCUCUCGGAAGUUGGAUUUCCCCAAUUCCGGGCCCUUCAAGAUUGUUGAACAGAUUGGUGAAUCAUACCGCCUUGCCCUGCCUGCCUCUAUGCGCAUAUUCGACGUAUUUCCUCCCGAAAAGCUCCGAUUGGCAGCGGAAGACCCACUUCCCGGCCAAGUUAAUCCCCCCGCUCCUCCAAUUAAUGUCACCGGAGAGGAAGAAUGGGAGGUGGAGGAGAUCUUAGCUUCGAAACUCAGGUACAAGAACAUUAUGUAUCAAGUUUCCUGGAAAGAUCAUCCGCUUGACCCUACUUGGUAUCCAGCAGAUGAUCUCAAAUACUCUCCACAUAAACUUAAGGAAUUCCACAUUGCCAACCCCAAUAAGGCUGGACCACCCAAGGCCUUGCCUCGAUGGAUUGAACGAUAUGACGCUGGAGACGACAACUACGACGAUGAAACGGGUGACAGACCUAUGAUGAAAAGCGCGAGGACUCGCUUUUUCAAAGGAGGGGGUAAUGUGACGGAAAUCCCUGCUUUCCUCCCACCUUUAUUAUAUAAGAAACCUCAGGUACAUUAA
Molecule: messenger RNA, 5706 nt
Organism: Sclerotinia sclerotiorum 1980 UF-70
Lineage: Eukaryota; Fungi; Ascomycota; Leotiomycetes; Helotiales; Sclerotiniaceae
Exons: 2
Coding region: 1-5706 (1901 amino acids)
Biological process (GO): DNA integration
Molecular function (GO): nucleic acid binding
Source: RefSeq, a predicted model, not a curated record